This is a messenger RNA of Parnassius apollo (apollo), 1971 nucleotides long. Lineage: Eukaryota; Metazoa; Arthropoda; Insecta; Lepidoptera; Papilionidae. The record is from the annotation of a GenBank genome assembly.
AUGAGACGGGCACUGUGCUAUUUUGGAUUGGCCACCCUGCUUGCCUUUGGCGAUGCAUCAGAGAGAUUGCGCCGUAGCGGUGGUUACGGUGGUGGUGGCGGAGGAGGUGGUGGCGGCGGUUUUGGGUAUGGAGGCGGCGGCGGCGGAGGCUUCGGUUACGGCGGUGGCGGCGGAGGCGGAGGUGGGGGAGGAGGAGGUGGCUUAGGCGGUGGCCUCGGCCUUGGAGGUGGCCUUGGCGGUGGACUCGGCGGCGGACUCGGCGGCGGCCUAGGAGGAGGCCUCGAUAUCAUUCACAAAGGCGUGCACGAUAUAAUUGGGAAAGUUCACUCCGGAGUAUCACAUUUCGGUGGUUUAGGGGGUGGUAUCGGAGGCGGCGCCGGUGUAAGUGGGGGUGCUGGAGGAGGCUUAGGAGGUGGUGCAGGAGGCGGUGCUGGAUUAGGAGGCGGCGCUGGAUUAGGAGGCGGCGCUGGAUUAGGAGGCGGCGCUGGAUUAGGAGGCGGCGCUGGAGGUGGCUCUGGUUUGGGCGGAAAAGAUGAAAAAGUAAUUUAUACCAAAUCCGACGAUGGAAAAUCAGGUGGAUUCGCCUUCACCGGAUCUCUGGAUGGUGGUAAAGGUGGAUACGGUGGCGGUGGAGGAUACAGCAGCAGUGGCGGUGGAACUGGAUUCGGUGGAGGUGCCGGUGGAGGCACUGGUAGCGGUACCGCAGGAGGUCACGGUGGUACUAGUGGAAGCAGCGUAGGAGUUGGUUCUGGAUUUGGAGGAAAUGUCGGAGGAUCUGGAAGCUCGGGUGGUUAUGGAAGCGGAUCUGGAUUUGGAGGCGGUAGCGGUAUAGGAGGCGGCAGUGGAUACGGUGGUGCCGGUAAAGGAACUGGAAAUAGCGGUAGCAAUGGAGGAAGCUUCGGGGGUUCUACUGGAUUUGGAAGCGGUAGUUCAUCUGGUGGAACUGACGGAGGUUUUGGAAUUGGUGGUAAUAGUGGAAGUGGAGGUCAAGGCGCGGGUAGCGGAUUAGGUGGGGGAAGAGGGCAUGGUGGAGGCAGUGGGCUUGGUGCAGGCGGUGGACUUGGUGGAGGCAGUGGACAUGGCGGUGGCAGUGGCAUUGGACUCGGUGGGGGCAGUGGACUUGGUGGAGGCAGUGCACAUGGCGGUGGCAGCGGACUUGGUGGAGGCAGUGGACUUGGAGGAGGCAAUGGACAUGGCGGUGGCAGUGGACUUGGUGGAGGCAGUGGACUUGGUGGAGGCAGUGGACUUGGUAGUGGAAGCGGAGGAUUUGGCGGUUUCGUCAGUGGAGGUGGAUCAGGAGGUCAUGGUGGAUCAGGAGGCCAUGGUGGAUCUGUAGGAUUUGGAAAAGGCAGUGGAGGAAGUGGCGGCCUAGGUGGCGGAGCUGGACUUGGCGGUGGUUUGGGGGGUGGUAGUGGAUUCGGUGGAGGCACUGGCGCAGGCUCAAGCCAUGGAGGAUCCAGUGGCCUAGGAGGAGGAUCUGGAAGUCACGGAAGUGGUGGAUAUGGAGGAAAUGGUGGGCAAGGCGGAGGUGUGGGUGGCGGAUCAGGAGGAUUCGGAAAAGGCAGUGGAGGCAGUGGAGGCAGUGGCGGUCUAGGUGGUGGAGCUGGACUUGGCGGUGGUUUUGGGGGUGGUAGUGGGUUCGGUGGAGGCGCUGGCGCAGGCUCAAGCUAUGGAGGAGCCGGCGGUGGUUUUGGAGGAGGUCUAGGUGGGGGCCUAGGUGGGGGUCUCGGUAGCGGAUUCGGUGGCGGAAAUGGCCAGAGCGGAGGAAAUGGUUUCGGAGGAAGUAAUGGACUUGGUGCCGGUGGCUGCGGCUCAGGUUCAUGUGGUGGGGGCUCCGCAGGUUACCCAUCUAAAGGGCAUGGCUGCGGUAGUGGGUCUUGUGGUGGUUACGGAAGUCAUGCCUAUGGCGGCGCCUCGGCCUCAGCCAGCGCACAUGCUUCUGCGUCAGCGAGCGCGAGCACUUAUGGUUAA